GUUCCCGGGUGGACACCAAGGACCACCACACCCACAGCCCAUGCUCCCAAGUGGUUCGAACCCCGGACAGCCCCUAGGAAUGGGCGCGAUAGGAGGACCAGGAGGAGGGAUAGGAGGCCAAGCACAGGAUAUCCAGAGAAGGAUGUUAAUGCAACAGCAACUUGCGCAACAACGACGACGGAUACAGCAACAACGAGAACAACAACAAGCUCUGCCGACGGCGAUGGUUGGGAAUGGGUCUCUGCCUGGCCACGAUAUGGGUUUGAGUGGGAUGCCCGGGAUGGGAGGGAUGUCGAUGAGUCCGCCUCCGCCGGGUAGUGUAGGCGGGGCUCAAAGUGAUGGAGGUGGCCGUGGUAUGGGAUUAGGGCCACCACCGCCGGGAAGUGCGGGGAGUGUGAAUGGUGCGGGAGGGGGACAGCAGGGACAAGGGUUGGGUGGGAUGCAGGGAUGGUUCGCUACCUAAAAGGAUAUGGACAUUUGGAGGAAGGGUAUCGAGGAGGGUUGUCGGGGAAUGACGAUGAUCUCGCCGGCGCA
Saitoella complicata NRRL Y-17804 is the source of this 534-nucleotide messenger RNA. RefSeq lists its product as uncharacterized. The record is from RefSeq and is a predicted model, not a curated record. The transcript has a single exon. NCBI's taxonomy places the organism in Eukaryota, Fungi, Ascomycota, Saitoellomycetes, Saitoellales, Saitoellaceae. The coding region runs from base 149 to 463 and encodes 104 amino acids.